Yarrowia lipolytica CLIB122 is the source of this 2451-nucleotide messenger RNA. RefSeq lists its product as uncharacterized. The record is from RefSeq and is a predicted model, not a curated record. NCBI's taxonomy places the organism in Eukaryota, Fungi, Ascomycota, Dipodascomycetes, Dipodascales.
AUGGUGAAGAAGAAUAACAAAAGGCCCGGCACCAAGGGCGCUUCGGUCCAAAACGGAGGAUCGUCUGGCGACAUUGCUUCUCCGGCAGACAAUACCAACACCUCGCUUUUUUCUGAUAGCUCACUGCAGUUUCCAACGACUCUGAAGGAAGCCCUGAUCAAGCCUGAACAGCUCUACCACAGAAAAGAGGGUCUGCUGUUGGACUACGACGCCGAAUUUGUGUCCGACGCCAAGGCUGAAGGUACAUUCAAGCCCAAGGCCGACCGGGAAUACAUUCUCUCAUUCCCCGAGAUCGACGAUUCUGAUUUUCCUGCAGAGGAGUGCCCUACUCUGACAUUUCAGGAACACGCACAGAUAAGAGAUGCAAUCGCCUCUCCCAAGACGAAGGAGCUGUCUCCUGCUGUGGAAAAGAAGCUCAAAGAUAUUUACACGAGAAACAAGGAUCUUAUUGUUCUGAGCAUGUCUGGAGGAGAUCCGCGAGGUCUAUCUGACCUCUAUUUGCGUGUGUGUAUGCAAACUCGAUGUGUCAGAUUCAUGCGAAGUGAUCAGAUUCUUCUCUGGGUUACCAGUAUGGAGCUGUAUCGUGCAGAGGCUAGAGAUAAGGAGGUGGAGAUCCUCAAGAAGGCUCCUCAGUACAAGGCGAAGCAGGCUGUGUUCAACUUUGCGCCCCUCCGUGACAAGUUCCUUGAUAUUGCUUGCCACAGCGUUAUGCAAAAGUUUUCCUACAGUUCUACACGACUAGGAGUGCCAUGGGUUCAAAAUCACGAGUUCUAUAUCAUGUUGGAAGCUAUCAAGCACGUUGUGUUCUCAGAUGGUGUAUCUUCUCCCUUGAACAGACUUCUUGACAAAUAUCAGCAAGUGAUCAGAAUUCAGGAUACUCUGCGUCUCUACAACCGUCCUGCGGUAGAUAAAGGUGCAGCUGAGCGUAAGAGUAUCUGUGGGAAACUCGCUCUCAGUCGGCAUUUCAAAGACCCCAAGGAGAUCAGUGACUUCAUUAUUCAAACUUUUGCUAGUUGGGUGCCCAACUGUCGAGGUUUGAGCUCUCAAAUGAGACGCAAGAUUGACGAUGCCCCCAAGCGUGAAGUGAAAGCAUGUGCCAAGAACUACGAAAGCCGUUUCUUCACCCGGUAUCGAUCAUAUGCAGACGAUACUAUGGAACGGAUGUCUCAGUGGGAGAUUGCUGCCCUGGGCAAGAAUGAAAAUAACAUUGUGUGCUCAGCUGAUAUGCUUACUGAUGUUUAUGUUGAUCCGAAGAAUCCAGAAUUGCUACGAGGAAAGGUUUGUCUCGCUGAAGGAGGAUAUCUUGAAGCUGUUUAUGAUGACCGCGCACGGCGCGAUCGCAACGUUCUAAGCUCCACUUACGAAAUCAUCUCUCGCCCCUUUGAUGAUCCUGGUACCCUGUUCGUCAAGAAGGGUAACUUUUCAAGAGUUGUAUCUGUGUUGAAGGACUGUGGCCAAGAGGAUGCUAUCUUUGUGCAGAUGCCCCUGAAGGAAGACACUCUCUCGCUGACCAAAAACAUCAAUAACUGUGAUUUUCUGAAUGGUAACGGUGUCCGCUUCUCUACCAUGAAUCGUGAAUCUCGAAACAUACCGAAGGCUCACCAUAAGACGCCCUUUACCACCCCGUUCUCUGCUUUUUACACCCCCACUUCUUUCCGCUCCCCUAUGCCUCUUGAUACAGUAUUGAUUGAUAUAAGUGGCCCUUAUCCCAUGACUCUGACGGGAUGCCAAUGGCUUAUGGUUGUCUUCGAUUAUAGCUCCCUGGCUUUCUUUACUGUCACUGCCAAGUCUCUGGCAUCCUUGAAUAGAGAGAUGAUUAAAUGGCUCGAUGAGACUCCCAGACGAUUGUUCCCUCGCCAUUAUAAGUCCGAGCCGUUGGUCGGCUGUAUCCAAUAUCAUGGACCUGACUCCUCUCCUGCCGCUCCCUAUCAUAAGAACAUUCCUAACUCUCCUCGAAAAGCACUGUUUGAGCAUUGCAAGGAGAAGCGCAUCUUUCUGCAGGAUUACCAGGGUAUGCGUUACUCACGAUACCAUACAUCCACUCAAUCAGAGCGUCAGACUACACAGGUUGUUGAAGAGCUGGUGCUCAUUCCUGCCAGAAAUGCUCUGUGGCAGUGCAAGAUAACGGAAUCCCGAAAAGAGCAACUCUGGGAUUACGCUGUGGAUUAUGUUGUUCAGAAACACAAUCACACGUUUGAUGUCGGUAUUGGAAGCUAUGUCGUGGAAUGGGGCUUGCCACCCACACCUUACGCUAAUCUCAGUAUGCCGCUGCUCUUGCACGGUGACGAUGACAGACGAAAUGACCUUACGCGGGAGCUCUAUCAUCAGUACUUCUUUGGAGACCCCAUGAAUCCAGGCUUCUGGGUUCUCAAGUGUGUAGGCAAGGUGCUGUAUGUCUACGACGAAAUGAACAAUACAGUGGCCACCACUGUUCUAAAGACACCUGCCUAA